Molecule: messenger RNA, 602 nt
Organism: Odontomachus brunneus
Lineage: Eukaryota; Metazoa; Arthropoda; Insecta; Hymenoptera; Formicidae
Product: histone-lysine N-methyltransferase SETMAR-like
Exons: 1
Coding region: 1-528 (175 amino acids)
Molecular function (GO): nucleic acid binding
Source: RefSeq, a predicted model, not a curated record
AUGUUUAGGCGCAAAUCAAAGGAAUUUUUGCAUUUAUACAUAACCGUUGAUGAAACAUGGAUCCACCAUUAUACACCUAAAUCGAAACAACAGUCGGCACAAUGGAUUCCAAAGAGUGGAAGUGCUCCGAAGCGACCAAAGACGCAACAAUCGGCUGGAAAGGUUCUGGCCACUGUGUUUUGGAAUGCACAUGGAAUAAUCCUCAUCAAUUAUCCUGAAAAAGGAAGAACAAUUACAGGAGAAAAUUAUGCAUCAUUGUUGGACCGAUUGAAUGAUGAAAUCAAGAAAAAACGGCCUCAUUUAACGAAGAAAAAAAUUCUCUUUUAUCAAGACAUUGCACCAGCUCACAAAUCGAUAAAAGCAAUGGCAAAAUUGAACGAAUUCCUCCUACAUCCACCGUAUUUUCCAGAUCUGGCUCCGUGUAACUUCUACCUGUUUCCAAAUCUCAAAAGAUGGCUCCAGGGAAAGAGAUUUGCUCCAAAUGAAGAAGUUGAAUCGGAAACAGACGCAUAUUUUGGCGGUUUAUAAACUUCUUAUUAUUUGGAAGGCUUAAAGAAGCUAGAAACUCGUUGGACUUGGUGUAUUGAGCGAAAAGGAGAUUA